AUGGGCUGGGUAGGUGCGGGCGUGCUUAUUGCAACAACAGCCUACUUUCUCUACCGCUACCCUCCUCGCAGCUGGGCCGAGCCUCGUUCUUUUGCCCCUCCGGAACCCAACACCGACGCGCCGGUUGCCGCUGCCACCGCAGACGAGCCUGUGCAGCGGAAGCAUGGCUCAGAGGCGUCGGCAUCAUCAAUAGAGACAGAGGAUGAGGAGGAUUCUCAGAGCACACCCAAGGCUGCGGCUUCGAGCGCACCAACCCCCGUCCUUGCGGUCCCUACAUUCAGCCUGGACAGCGGCGAGCGCGAGACAUCUCAACCCGCCACGAUGUCGUCCAUUUCACAACCCAUGAAUGGAACAGCAGAGCAACUAUCCUCGAAAACCCGUGAUAAUGUACCAAAGUUCCAACCGCCAUCGCAGCCAUCCCUCGCACCCCCUCCAAAGCCACAGCCAUCAUCUAUACUCCCGAAGGCUACAACAACCGGCGCUAGUUCCCUAAUGCCUCCACCCCCAGUGCCACGGUCCCGGCCAAUAACUCAAACGAACCGUCUCACCCCCACAAGCACGCUCCAACCCCCACGGCUCAACGGCAACUCCCUUGGUCCGCCACCAUCAGCAGCCGCAGCUCAGCGCGGCCUAGGCGCACCGAGUAGCGGCAGCCGUCUUAGCAACAGCACCCUCGCCCCGACACAAGUAUCUCUAAAGAAGUCCUCAUCGCGCCAAGUGAUUCUCGCACCAGGGUUCUCGCCCCUUGACUGGGCAGCACGGGCAGCGAACCCGAAGAACAACCUCCGCGGCGAAGGCCUUCCCCCAGGCCUGUUGAGGGUUACACCGUCAAUGCUAAAGGAGCAGCACGGGCGUAAGGGUCGGGAUGCCUGGACUUCAUACCAUGGAAAGGUGUACAAUAUCUCGCCCUACGCCCCUUACCAUCCAGGUGGGAAGGGUGAGCUCCUCCGUGGCGCGGGGAAGGACUCUGCACAGCUGUUUCAAGAGAUCCAUCCGUGGGUCAACUGGGAGGGAAUCCUUGGCGAGUGUCUGGUCGGAAUUCUGGUUUCGGAGCAUGAUUUCCAGACCGAGAAUGCUUUGGAUGCGAUGGACUGA
Messenger RNA from Penicillium concentricum, 1095 nucleotides. RefSeq names its product cytochrome b5-like heme/steroid binding domain-containing protein. The transcript has a single exon. The record is from RefSeq and is a predicted model, not a curated record. The coding region runs from base 1 to 1095 and encodes 364 amino acids. Lineage: Eukaryota; Fungi; Ascomycota; Eurotiomycetes; Eurotiales; Aspergillaceae.